UACGACACCCAUUUCUCCCUGGCCCUCCCCUUUGUUUAAUUCUUCACACCAAGGGUAUUGAUUUUCUUCCUCUUUCGGCUCCGAUUUGAAACCACCACAACCACCUUCAACAAUGAGUACGGUGACUCUUUCACCUGCUUCAACUACAGCACCCGGAAAUCCAUCGGUUUUCUAUCGGAAUAGGAGAACAACGACGACGGCGACGGCGACUAGAUGUCGGAGAAGAGUCAGAGUGAAACCCUUACGUGCUGCUCUGGUUGAAGAAGCUAGACCUCGUUCUCUACCUCCAAUUAGAGGUAAUAACAAUAUCAAUGGUGCCGUAUCAGAAGCCAACAUCUCCAUAGUUCCUUCCUCCAGAAUCAGAACAGAUGACAUUCAAGCCGAAUCGAAGGCGUUGGCGCGUGCUGCCAACGCUUCCGUCUACAGCCCUGAACUUCUUAAAAUCAAAUAUGCUUCUCGUCCAUUCAAGGUGCUACGGAGGACUUUCGAAAUCCUUGUUGGGUUGGGUUCAUUUGGAGUGAAACUGUGGAUAGACCAGUUACAAGGUCAGCUGGAACAGAACCGAAGAUCGCGUGCUAUUGAGUUGAGGGAGACUUUCACGAGGCUUGGUCCUACUUUCGUUAAACUUGGUCAGGGACUCUCCACCAGACCCGAUCUUUGCCCACCAGAAUUCCUUGAGGAGCUCUCUGAACUCCAGGAUGCUUUGCCAACAUUUCCAGAUGCUGAGGCAUUUGCAUGCAUUGAAAAAGAGCUGGGGAUUCCACUUGAUUCCAUCUACUCAUCGAUAUCAACAUCUCCAAUUGCUGCAGCUAGUCUGGGUCAAGUUUAUAAAGCCCAGCUGAAGUAUUCCGGGCAACUUGUUGCUGUGAAAGUGCAGAGGCCUGGUAUUGAGGAAGCUAUUGGACUAGAUUUUUACCUGAUAAGGGGUCUAGGUUUCCUUAUCAAUAAAUAUGUAGACAUAAUUAGCAGUGACGUUGUUGCUUUAAUCGACGAAUUCGCACGAAGAGUUUAUCAAGAGCUGAACUACGUACAGGAGGGGCAGAAUGCUAGAAGAUUUAAGAAGUUGUAUGCCGACAAAGAAGAUGUACUAGUUCCGGACAUUUUCUGGGAUUACACCAGUGGGAAGGUCCUGACAAUGGAAUGGGUUGAAGGCGUUAAACUAAACGAGCAGGCAAUAAUUGAAGGUCAAGGAUUAAAAGUUUUGGAUCUGGUAAACACAGGUAUUCAGUGUAGCCUUAGGCAGCUACUCGAGUACGGUUACUUCCACGCAGAUCCUCACCCUGGGAAUCUAUUAGCAACACCCGAAGGAAAGCUUGCUUUUCUUGAUUUUGGAAUGAUGAGUGAGACACCUGAAGAGGCAAGGUUUGCUAUCAUUGGUCAUGUUGUCCAUAUGGUUAAUCGGGAUUAUGAAGCUAUGGCUCGUGAUUAUUAUGCUUUAGAUUUUUUAUCUCCUGAUGUGGAUGUAUCCCCGAUUGUACCAGCACUUAGAAACUUUUUUGAUGAUGCGUUAAAUUCUACAGUGAGUGAGCUUAAUUUCAAGACUAUUGUGGAUGGCCUCGGUGCUGUUCUUUAUCAGUAUCCAUUUAAUGUGCCGGCUUACUAUGCAUUGAUAUUGAGGUCACUUACUGUUCUAGAAGGUUUAGCGCUGUAUGCCGAUCCUAAUUUUAAGGUUCUAGCUGCUUCGUAUCCAUAUUUUGCCAAAAGGCUGCUCACUGAUCCGAAUCCAUACCUAAGAGACGCACUUAUUGAGUUACUAUUCAAGGAUGGAAAGUUCAGGUGGAACAGACUUGAAAACCUGCUCGAGCAGGGAAAAAUGGAUCGAGAUUUCUCAGCAAAAGAUGCAUUACAACCUGUUUUGAAACUAUUAUUGGAUCCAGAAGGUGAGGAACUGAGGACGUUAGUUAUCAAAGAGGCUAUUCGGGUAACUGAAGCAAUCACUGUUGGCACUUUGGUUGAUACAUACAAUUCCAUUCCUGGCCCUUUGAGGACAUUUCUUCCCAACGGAAAUGGAAUUGGUACAUCUUUGACUGAUGCUGAGAUGGAGAGCAUGAUGGAGCUUAGACAACGAGUUUUAAGGAUAUGGGGACUUCUACGGACCUCAGAUAGUCUUGAUCCUACUAUCCUACAACCAAUUGUACAGGUCCUUCAAGAACCGGAGGCACGAAAUCUUGGGGGCCGUGUAUUUGGUGGAAUUACACAGCGUUUUGCUGCACGUCUGCUGCAACAAGUUCUUCGCUCACCCACAACAGUUCGUGCACCACCUUUAUAGUAUAUUUAACAACAUAACUAAAUCUGGGCAAUGCUAUGAUCCGAUCACAUUCUUUCAACGUGUAUAAUAGAAAUGACAAAAGAGAGUUCAUCGCUUGUAAAGUCGGACGUUAUGGAAACAUGAAACCCUUCAUACAAAGAAGUUAUCCCUUAUAUGAC
This is a messenger RNA of Cynara cardunculus var. scolymus (artichoke), 2427 nucleotides long. Its product is annotated as protein ACTIVITY OF BC1 COMPLEX KINASE 3, chloroplastic. The record is from RefSeq and is a predicted model, not a curated record. The coding region runs from base 113 to 2269 and encodes 718 amino acids. The transcript has 6 exons. Gene Ontology annotation, biological process: protein phosphorylation. NCBI's taxonomy places the organism in Eukaryota, Viridiplantae, Streptophyta, Magnoliopsida, Asterales, Asteraceae. Gene Ontology annotation, molecular function: protein kinase activity; ATP binding.